Molecule: messenger RNA, 11540 nt
Organism: Dreissena polymorpha
Lineage: Eukaryota; Metazoa; Mollusca; Bivalvia; Myida; Dreissenidae
Exons: 13
Coding region: 210-1877 (555 amino acids)
Molecular function (GO): zinc ion binding; protein binding
Source: RefSeq, a predicted model, not a curated record
ACAGUGAACACAGUUGCACAGUUUACUGCUAUUAGGAUUUUCAACAUCAUUUGGAGGUUAACUCCGUUUUUGUUUACUUGGAAAAUUGAAUUAAUUGUUGUAAUAGCAUUUAGUGUGUGUUUACUGAUAUAUUAGACUUAACAUUUAACAUUAAUAGUUUGUAUAAUUUUCAGCUGAAAAGUUUGUGUUUUUGAAAUAGAAUUAGCAAAAUGGCAUCAUUUUCUGUGCCUUCUGUUACUGAAGGUUCUGAUAUUGGUAUAGAGUAUUAUUGUACAGUUUGCAAAGAGGAGCAACAUAUUUAUAUAGACGCAGAUUUCUAUUGUAAAAAUUGUGUAAAGUUUUUCUGUAAAACAUGUAUUAAUUCCCAUACACAUGGUGGCUGGCGAGCUUUGUUUAAACCAUCUCCCUAUGGAAAGGAUAAAAUAAUGAAGUGGCCACUUUCUGAGAAGAUGGAGAAGCUUCUUAGGACAUGUGACUUACACAAGGAUGGAACAUUAACAUUGUACUGCCCGGACCACAGUCAGCUUUGCUGCUCAAGAUGUAUUGAACCUAAGCACAGACUGUGCUUUCAAGUUACCUCAAUACUUCAGGCUUCCAAAAUGAAAUCAACCAAAAUAAAAAAACUUUCUGUCAGAACACAAAAUACUCUUUUGCACGUGGCACAGUUUGAGACCUACCAGGAGGACAGAAUGAGGUCUCUUAAGGUUUCAUACAAUGAACAUGAGAAAGAUAUGGUGGAGGGCAUGCGUCUGAAUAUAAAAACAUUUUUACACAUGUGUGAAAACAGUACAGUGAAUGAAACACAUGAGCAAAACAAAUUUUAUGACAUUCGUGAGAAAAUCAUCUCUAUAUUAGUUGAUUUUGAGAAAAGCACUGUUAAGGAAAAAAAAGAAGAGCUGAAGCUUAAGCAAGCUCCUCUCAUGAGUGUGAGAAACAGCUGCGUCAGGCUUCACGAUGAAUUAUUACAACUCCAUUACGCCAUACAGAAAGUACUGGGUAGACAUGAACUCUCUUUUAUUGCCAGAAAAAAAUGUCAGGAAAAAAUACAACAGUCUGAUACAUUUACCAAAGAGAACUUUCCAAACUAUGUGUUCUCUGUGAAUGGGAAGACUGUGCACAAUGUGAAAAUGCCAAGUGAUUCAGACACAUGCUGGAUCGAAGCAGUAUGUGCUCUCCCAGAUGGACAGGUUUUGGUUGCAGACAGCAAUAAUUAUACUGUUAAGCUGCUGAACCAGCAGUACCAGGUGGUGAGUCACUGGGAUGCGACUUAUUAUAUAGGGGACAUGUGUCAGAUCACACCCAGUGAGGUUGCAGUGGCCAUGAAUAAGAAUGCUAGUAACAUUCAUGAGGUCCAGUUUAUAUCAGUCACCCAGAGCCAGCUCGCUCCAGGUAGAAAGCUUGAGUUACAACAUACAUGUAGAGGUAUCGCCCACCAUCAGGGAGACCUGUAUAUCUGCUCCCGUACUGCCCUGUACAAGUACACAUUGAGUGGCAAAAAGGUCUGCAGACUCUAUGAAGAUAAAUCAGUAUACAAGUGUGCUGUGAGUCCCACAGGGGACAGGCUGUACAUCACCAACCACUGGCAGGACAAGCUUCUCACCCUGGCCAGGGAUGGCACACUCCUGGCUAUAUACACAGACCCAGCACGAGAGUGGCCAACUGGUCUACAUGUGACCCCUGCAGGCCAGGUGCUGGUCUGUGUAGGCUGGCCCCACACUGUACUACAGGUGGGCUGGGAGGGAAAGAGUAAGCUGGCUACGCUGGCUACUCAGAAGGAUGGAUUGAGGAGCCCACGGUCAGUCUGCUACAGCAGCACCACAUCAUCCAUCAUUGUGGGACAGUCUUUGGACAACAUCCUGGUGUUCAGAGUGGAAUAGUGUGUACAUUCGCUGCUGAGUCAGGACAAGGAUGCUGAGGAUGUGGUGGACAAGGAUGACCUGACUACGCAAAAGGACAGCACCACCAUUGAUAUCGAGUUGGCCCAGCAACAGCACCAGUCCGGCCUGCAGGAGCCCCAGUCCAGGACGACCCAUCCACUCCCCUGACCCAUAACUCAUCAUACUUGAUAUUCGAAAAAAUGGGGCCUUAUGCAUGUGCUUAAAUUGUUAUCACAGAUAAGCCUAUGCAGUUUGCACAGGCUAAUAAUGGACAACAUUUUUCUCUUUAAGCAGAGCACCAGCAUUGAUAUCGAGUUGGCCCAGCAACCGCACCAGUCCCGCCUGCUGAAGCCCCAGUCCAGAACGACCCUUCCCCUCCCUUGACUUCUAACUCCUCCGCCUUGACCGCCUGCCUCAAAAAGUCAGCAUCAUUGAACAACUCCGUUGUGCAGGAAAUUCUUAGCAUGAUUCUGUUCUGAACAAACGCAAUGCCAACGUCAAGUUGUCCACACAUAAGCCUGGGUAGUUUUGUUAAGCUAGAGUUCCCCGUGGGCCUGAGAGGGACGAGUGUUACAGACACGAAAAGUUAUAGCAGUAGUUAUGGUAACGUUAACAGUCAGUUGUUGCUGUUGGACAUCACAACAAAUAUCAUGAAGAAUAAAAAUUUCAAUAAGUUGUUCCAAUCUUUAUGGGACAAACAGAAAUUGAACGGAAGAAAAUCAAGGAACAAUAAAAGCGUAAGCUUUCCUAGUGGGAUCCAUCUGCUGUUGAUAGUUUGAACAAUUGUAGGGUAACGGACUGCCCCAGAUUGUCCUCUCAGCGGCCUGAAUAUCAUAAUAGAACGGACUUUUGGCAAUAUUUCUGACAAAGAAAGGCAACUUGGUUGUGAAUACCCAGAGCACGAUACAUCCAUGCUGACAAAGAAAGGCGGUAAUGACUUGGUUGUGAACACCCAGAGCGCGAUACAUCAAUGCUGACACAGUAAGGCAGUAAUGACUUGGUUGUGAACACCCAGAGCACAAUACAUCCGUGCUGACACAGAAAGGCAGUCAUGACUUGGUUGUGAACACCCAGAGCACAAUACAUACAUGCUGACACAGAAAGGAAGGAAUGACUUGGCUGUGAACACAGAACACGAUACACCCAUGCUGACACAGAAAGGCAGUAAUGACUUGACUGUGAAAACAGAGCACAAUACAUCCAUGCUGAAACAGAAUGGCAGUCAUGACUAUGCUGUGAACACCCAGAGCACGAUAUAUCCAUGCUGACACAGAAAGGCAGUAAUGACUAUGCUGUGAAAACCCACAGAAAGAUAUAUCCAUGCUGACACAGAAAGGCAGUAAUGACUUGGUUUUGAACAACCAGAGCAAGUUAUAUCCAUGCUGACACAGAAAGGCAGUUAUGACUUGGCUGUGAACACAGAACACAAUACACCCAUGCUGUGAACACAGAGCACAAUACAUACAUGCUGACACAGAAAGGCAGUAAUGACUUGACUGUGAGCACAGAACACCAUACAUCCAUGCUGAUACAGAAACACAGUUAUGACUUAGUUGUGAACACAGAGCACAAUACAUCCUUGUUGACACAGAAAGGCAGUAAUGACUUGGCUGUGAACACAGAGCACAAUACAUCCAUGCUGACACAGAAAGGCAGUUAUGACUUGGUUGUGAACACAGAGCACAAUACAUCCUUGUUGACAAGGAAAGGCAGUAAUGACUUUGCCGUGAACUGAGAGCACGAUACAUCCAUGCUGACACAGAAAGGCAGUAAUGACUUGGAUGUAAACACCCAGAGCACAAUAUAUCCAUGCUGGCACAGAAAGGCAGUAAUGACUAUGCUGUGAACACCCAGAGCACAAUACAUCCAUGCUGAAACAGAAAGGCAGUAAUGACUUGGUUGUGAACACAGAGCACAAUACAUCCUUGUUGACACAGAAAGGCAGUAAAGACUUUGUUAUAAACACUAAGAUAUCCAUACAUCCAUGGGGUGUGCCACAGACGCAAAUUACGCCCACCAUUUUGAACAAGGUGCUUAAAGUGAACACGUCUGGUUUUGCUAUGAGCACUUAGCACUCCGAGUUCAAAAGGCCUCACAUUGAAUUGAUGCAAGAGAAGGCUUUGAAAAAUAACAGCAGUUUUGUUGUGUGGUCCAGUACGCCCCCCGACUCAAUACCUGAAGAAAGCAGAACUCAAACUUGUCUCUUAGCAAUAUCAGCAAGGCCAGCAUGUCAUCUCAGCUUCUAGAGCUUCAGUGAACUUUACUAGCAAACAUGACUAACGUCAUUGAAGUGAAAGUCGAUGACAACCCCCUUCUUGCACAAAUACUACAACUCGCUUAAGAAAUUCAGCACAACGAUGUCUUGCGUCAGACUACCAAGCCUCCUAUCAAUGUCUCCUCCCAUGUUGGCUUCAGCAACACUUCCAACAGCAGAGCCUUGGUGAGUUCGACUUCCGUCUCAGCAUCGAUGUCGCUUAGCAACAAUUGGAUGAUGGGCGUCGACAAAUUAGGCCGGACAAGUUGCUCAAACUGAAAUGAUCUGAUCCAACAGGUAGAGCAGGCAUUGCGUGACACGUCCGUUAGUGUGACUGACCUCAAUAUGUUGUUCUUGAAUAAUGUGAACCUUAGGCCUGGAGAGCAGUAUGCGAUUGACGCCAUUCAACAACAGUUGUUGUUGGCAAUUCUCGGGUUUGGGGUGGCGACUUCGGCGUCAGGACUCGCUCCAUUUCUGUCCAUGGCCCAGUCGCAACAGCAGCAGCAACUGCAGCAGCAACAAGAAAAAUAAGUAGUAUCUUAGGGGUGUUCUGGGAUAUGGGGCUUUAUGUAUGUGCUUAAAUUGUCAUCCCAGAUUAGCUUGUGCAGACUACACCUACAUAAAGUCCUAUUAAAGUGUCAUCCCAGAAUAGCCAGUGCAGACUUCACAUACAUCAAGUCCUAUUAAAUUGUCACCCCAGAUUAGCCUGUGCAGACUGCACACACAUUCAGUCCUAUUAAAGUGUCAUCCCAGAUUAGCCUGUGCAGACUGCACAUGCAUAAUGUCCUAUUAAAGUGUCAUCCCAGAUUAGCCUGUGCAGACUGCACAUACAUCAAGUCCUAUUAAAGUGUCAUCCCUGAUUAGCCUGUGCAGACUGCACAUACAUUAAGUCCUAUUAAAGUGUCAUCCCAGAUUAGCCUGUGCAGACUGCACAUACAUUCAGUCCUAUUAAAGUGUCAUCCCAGAUUAGCCUGUGCAAACUGCACAUACAUUACGACCUAUUAAAGUGUCAUCCCAGAUUAGCCUGUGCAGACUGCACAUACAUUAAGUCCUAUUAAAGUGUCAUCCCAGAAUAUCCUGUGCAGACUGCACAUACAUUCAGUCCUAUUAAAGUGUCAUCCCAGAUUAGCCUGUGCAGACUGCAAAUGCAUAAUGUCCUAUUAAAGUGUCAUCCCAGAUUAGCCUGUGCAGACUGCACAUACAUCAAGUCCUAUUAAAGUGUCAUCCCUGAUUAGCCUGUGCAGACUGCACAUACAUUCAGUCCUAUUAAAGUGUCAUCCCAGAUUAGCCUGUGCAGACUGCACAUACAUUCAGUCCUAUUAAAGUGUCAUCCCAGAUUAGCCUGUGCAAACUGCACAUACAUUACGACCUAUUAAAGUGUCAUCCCAGAUUAGCCUGUGCAGACUGCACAUACAUUAAGUCCUAUUAAAGUGUCAUCCCAGAAUAUCCUGUGCAGACUGCACAUACAUUAAGUCCUAUUAAAGUGUCAUCUCAGAUUAGCCUGUGCAGACUGCACAUACAUUAAGUCCUAUUAAAGUGUCAUCCCAGAAUAUCCUGUGCAGACUGCACAUACAUCAAGCCCUAUUAAAGUGUCAUUCCAGAUUAGCCUGUGCAGACUGCACAUACAUUGAGUCCUAUAUAAGUGUCAUCCCAGAUUAGCCUGUGCAGACUGCACAUACAUUCAGUCCUAUUAAAGUGUCAUCCCAGAUUAGCCUGUGCAAACUGCACAUACAUUAAGUCCUAUUAAAGUGUCAUCCCUGAUUAGCCUGUGCAGACUGCACAUAUAUUAAGUCCUAUUAAAGUGUCAUCCCAGAUUAGCCUGUGCAGACUGCACAUACAUUAAGCCCUAUUAAAGUGUCAUCCCAGAUUAGCCUGUGCAGCCUGCGCAUACAUUAAGUCCUAUUUAUCUGAGAAUGAGGCUCAUAUAGUUCACUUAACGUCAGUCCUUUUUCUGGCUGAUUAAGGAAAAGUUCCUAGCAUAAAAUGUGAAUUCUUUGAUUUUAAAUUUAUCAAACUUGGUAAAUAAAUAGCAAAUAAAAGUUAAUCUGAUAUCAGUUUUAAUCAUAGGUCAGGGCAUAGUUGUGCCCAUUUUUCUGCUGAAAUUUAGCCCUUGAACAACAGUUUCUGCUUGCAAUAAAUAAAUCCACUUUAAUUAUUAAAUUCUAUUAAAUUUAAGUAAAACAAUUAUUUAAUGCCUUCAGCACAUUAUAAAAUUAUUAUCUUCAUUUAUUUUCAAUGUUUAUUUUAAUUGCCAAAUUUUGUUUAAGAGCUAGUUCCUAGCAAUCAUAGGUCGGUACCCUGCUGAAAAACAUGAUCUCUGGUCAGCUGGGCCCAGAUGCCCAGCAACACUUCCUAGCCCAGGACCUUGGGGCAAAUGCUCAACAUGUCCUAUCUGCAUGGUGAAGCCAGUCUAAUUCUUGGGCUCCAAACUCUCCUGCUGUGGGGCCGAGAUUACCUCAUCCAUAAGAGGGCUUAUACUCAGAAGUUCAGGCCCAGAGAACGGUGUUCCCCAACUACAACACAACCAGUACGUCUCAAUAGAGGACACCCUUCCUGAAAACCUCGCUGGGUGCGACUGCGCCAUAUGUGACCCUUCAGUGAAAUGAGAUUCCAGGCGGAAUGUCAAACCGGUACUACUCCGGUCUCCAGCAAUAGCCUCAGCCUUGGACGCAGUUUUUGGAGAGGCUUAUCGUGUUAAGUGUUUGGCAGUACCAAGCCUAGUCGACGCAGCAGCAAAAACAACAGUAGCAGUCUAGUCAAGGGUCACCCCACAACGUUGAGUGCCUAGCGAUGAAAUCAUCCACCGUUACAUGUAGUUGAAAACCUGGGUAGCAGAGCAAUGAGUAUGUCCCAGGAGCAUUUGCAGUCAUCGUCUCCAGAUUAUGAGAUUCCCAUGCUCCACAACCCUCAGUCUAUGAACAUCAUGCAGAGCGAACCUAGGACGUCCCUUGACGAAAUCAAACCGGCAAAUCAGAAGGACAGCCUGUUGCUACCGUCGUUAUCAUAUUAACCCCAUACCGAAGAAGCUCAGAGAUAUAAAUGCUGUUUAAGAUGUGCUAGUCUCUGCAUACCCCAUGUCUGGUGUGAACAUGUACAAUUGAAGGUCUCUACAUACCCCAUGUCUGGUGUGAACAUGUACAAUUGAAGGUCUCUGCAUACUCCAUGUCUGGUGUGAACAUGUACAAUUGAAGGUCUCUACAUACCCCAUGUCUGGUGUGAACAUGUACAAUUGAAUGUCUCUCUAUAUACCUCAUGUCUGGUGUGAACAUGUACAAUUGAAGGUCUCUACAUACCACAUGUCUGGUGUGAACAUGUACAAUUAAAGGUCUCUACGUACCCCAUGUCCGGUGUGAACAUGUACAAUUGAAGGUCUCUACAUACCCCAUGUCUGGUGUGAACAUGUACAAUUGAAGGUCUCUACAUACCCCAUGUCUGGUGUGAGCAUGUACAAUUGAAGGUAUGUACAUACCCCGUGUCCGGUGUGAACAUGUACAAUUGAAGGUCUCAUUUUUGAAAUUGGGACAGGUGGAAAAUUAAUGAAUUGAUGCAGACAGAAGUCGCAUAAUGACAAAUCACAACAAAAAGUGGAAAUCCAGACAGUCUUGUGGCCAGCCAUGUUCUUAUGUGACCAUCCAAGUUGUGUUCAAAGAAAACAAUAGUUCAUGUUUUAUUGGAACUAUGAUGCUGAUAGUCAUUUUAUGUAAAAUGCUUUUAUGAACUAUAUUUAAAUACUCAGUAUAAUAAGAUUAAGAUUACGUGAUAAAAGCAAUAAUGAACAAUAUAAUUUUAAUAGCAAAAUUAGCAAAUCUAUCCAAUUACAUUGUCUGUAUUAUGAAAUUUUAUUUUGGAAAUGUUAAGGAAAAUAUAAUGUUUCUAAAUAUAUGUCUAUGAAUAUUGAUUUUAACAUUUGUCAAAGCUGUUUAAAUGAUGCUGGUAACUUUGACAAAAUUAAAAGAAAAUGUAUUCUUUUCAUGUAAUGAGACAUGCUUCAGUUUUUUUGGGCUUAACAUGUAAUAUAAAGGUGGUAGUUACACACAUUGUUUAGACAGGUGGAUAAUUUUAAUGCUUAGGCUUUGAUACUCUUAAGUGUGCCCAUUGGUGUCAGGUGUUUUUGUCAAGCAUCUUGUUUAUUAUCUUAGUAUUUGAAGACAAUAUUGAUUAGUUUUAGACAAAAUCAUUUAAUCUUCCUUAAAUUGUCUAUUCGGUUUUUACUACCAGUCAUUUAUUAAUUUGUUUGAACAUGAUUUAAGAAUGACUUUUUUGUUGCUUAAAUGCUUUAUAUGUUUUAAAACUGAGCAUUUAAAAACGAAAAUAUAAGAUGUGGGAAUAAUGUCUAAAGUUAUGAUAAUUAUUUUUUGUUUUUGUAAAGUUUAUUAUGCUUUAUAUGUUUGUGUAUAGACAUUUAGACGACCAGAUUAACCUGACCAAGAAUUCUUGAUCAAUGUGUAUAUCGGUCACUCCAUUAGUCAUUUGUAUAUAGAGCGAUUGCGAAAUGAUUGUAUUGUUAAUGAAAAUCAUGCGUUUAUUGUUGCCAUUUUGAUUUUCGCUGUUAACAUGUAUUUGUACAAACAAUUUUCAUCAUGAACAUCUUUUAGAUGCCAGAUAAUAAAAACAAACAUUGCUUGUGGGAAUGCUCAUUUAAAACUUUCUUAAUGAUACAGAACAACACAUUCUGAAGAGGCAAAUAUCCUUUAGACAAUAGGAAUAUCUUGUUACUAGUAUAUGUAAUGCCUUUCACUAAAUAAAGUCAAGCAACUAUUGAAAGAUUGGUUUAACUUUGUUUUGCAUUAUCUUAAGAGAAAUUAAUAUAUUCAACUUGGAAAUCAGUCAAUUGCAAAUCAAGCGAGAGUGAUGAAUAUUUGUACGCAAGAUAGAGGGAUGUUUUUGCUUGAAAAAAGUUGUAUCUCUUGUUAGAUAAUAAUGUUGUUCAUCUCUCAACAUUACAAGUGCAUUAAUAGAGCUAUUAAAAAUAUGACACACUUAAUACUCAGCCAUCAGUUUGUAUUGGGGUUUUGUGGAAUACUUACUAAACUAUUAUACGUCUGUUCAAUGAAUUAAUAGUUAUGGUACAAUAUGAUACUCAUUGUUAAAAAACACGUGUAAUAAAAAUAUAAUGGCAUUUAUUUGAAAUCAUAAAAUUUAGUUUUCCAUACAAUGCUUACAGUUUUGCAAUUGCGACGAUAAAGGAAAUGUUCUGCUCAAAAUGUCUGUUCAAGACAUGUGCAUAUUGUAGCAAUCAUAUUGUACUUGUAUUUAUAUUAUACAUGAUAAGAAUUGACUUAUGGCUGAUGAUAGCGGCAGUUUACUAUUUGUGUUACAGUUUGUUCCACUCGACCAUUAGACCAUAUUUCCUUAAAUAUGUGAUUGUUUAUAAUGAACUGUAAUUGAAUGCAUGCAACAUUGUUGUUCUGUUGCUUAACAGCUGAAAAUAACAUAGAAAAUAAAAUUACAUUUUGUGUUAAUUUAAAUGCAUAUCAAACAAUUGUUACCAUACAAGCAUAUUUGUAUUUAACUUGAUUUAUACUUUAAGAUGCAGUUUUUACAAUAAUGUGUAAAUAUUUUCAUCUUUUCUAAAUGAACAUUUUGCAUUCGUAAAUAUAGGGUUUAUAUAAACUUUAUAGAAACUUAUUAAAUGCUUUAUAUAAAUUGAUUGUGUACCUCAUAUUGAUUAAAGACUCUCUUAUUUAUUGCACAGUUGUGUGUGCAUAUGUCUGACUUGUGUCUUCAUAGUCCUUAAAGUUAAAUUACUGUAAAUACUAUUUUAAUGAUGUUAAAAUAUUUAUCUAAACUAUAACCAGGUUAUCUGUUAAAUUAAGUUUCAUACAUUUCCAUUGUCUAGCUAAAUAAUUAUGCCCCCCUUCGAAGAAGAGGGGGUAUAUUGCUUUGCACAUGUCUGUCGGUCGGUCCGUCCACCAGGUGGUUUCCGGAUGAAAACUCAAGAACGCUUAGGCCUAGGAUCAUGAAACUUCAUAGGUACAUUGAUCAUGACUCGCAGAUGACCCAUAUUGAUUUUGAGGUCACUAGAUUAAAGGUCAAGGUCACCGUGACCCGAAAUAGUGAAAUGGUUUCCGGAUGAUAACUCAAGAACUCUUAUGCCUAGGAUCAUGAAACCUCAUAGGUACAUUGAUCAUGACUUGCAGAUGACCCUUAUUGAUUUUCAGGUCACUAGGUCAAAGGUCAAGGUCACGGUGACUCGCAAUAGUAAAAUAGUUUCCGGAUGAUAACUCAAGAACGCUUAGGCCUAGGAUCAUGAAACUUAAUAGGUACAUUGAUCAUGACUGGAAGAUGACCCCUAUUGAUUUUCAGGUCACUAGGUCAAAGGUCAAGGUCACAGUGACCCGAAAUCGUAAAAUUGUUUCCGGAUGAUAACUCAAGAACGCUUAUGGCUACGAUCAUGAAACUUCAUAGGUAGAUUGAUCAUGACUCGCAGAUGACCCCUAUUGAUUUUCAGGUCACUAGGUCAAAGGUCUAGGUCACGGUGACCCGAAAUAGUAAAAUGGUUUCCGGAUGAUAACUCAAGAACACUUAUGGCUAGGAUCAUGAAACUUCAUAGGUACAUGGAUCAUGACUCACAAAUGAUCCCUAUUGAUUAUCAGGUCACUAGGUCAAGGUCACAGUGACAAUAAACAUAUUCACACAAUGGCUGUCACUACAACCGAGAGCCCAUAUGGGGGGCAUGCAUGUUGUACAAACAGCCCUUAAAUGUUAAAUUGAAGUGUUUAUAUUCUCGCCUACAUGUAGUGUAUGGUUUAGACAAAGCACAUUACACAACUUAUGUUGUUUUAUCCAUCAAUACUAACCAGUGUUUAGUCCGUAGAGGUUAAAGUAUACUAAACAUUUCGGUUGUGCAAUGCUAUGCUCUCUAAAUAAAUCAACAGCAUUUAUUGAUUUUCUAUGUGGGCACUUAAAUUCUCAUGACUUUAUUUGUGAAUAUUUCUUUGAAUGUGCGGUAGGAAAAACAUUGUUUGCUUGAAGGUUUAGAAACUUAAUGUUGACAUCUUGAACGAUGGCAGAAAACAUUUAACUGCAGAGUAGCUGUGAAAAGAUGUAUGUUUAAUAAUGUAAGAAAGAACGCCACGCAAGAUAUGUCAUGCAUUCGAUAUGCAUGAAAUAUCUUUUUUAAUUAAUUUGGAUCGGAAUUAUCUUUUAGAAAUGGUAUGGUUAUGAUGGUCUCUAUGUGCAAAAUGUUGUGUACAAGUUAUUGCUUAAACAUUGAAUUUGUUAUGGAAAUAAUAUAGUUUAUGUGACUCAAAGAGAUAUACAUGUUUAUGUUAGUGAUGUUUUUUUGCUGAUCCAAGUCUGUUCCUGCACACUAUUUAAAGUAGAUAACUACAAGUUAUCUCAUUUAAAUGGGAAUAGUAUUGUACUGUGGAAAAGUGUUGCGAGUUCAAAUAAAAAUACUAUGAACC